Lepisosteus oculatus (spotted gar) is the source of this 6179-nucleotide messenger RNA. It is a transcript of the gene nras, whose product is annotated as NRAS proto-oncogene, GTPase. The record is from RefSeq and is a predicted model, not a curated record. Gene Ontology annotation, molecular function: GDP binding; GTPase activity; GTP binding. Lineage: Eukaryota; Metazoa; Chordata; Actinopteri; Semionotiformes; Lepisosteidae. Gene Ontology annotation, cellular component: plasma membrane. Gene Ontology annotation, biological process: Ras protein signal transduction.
ACGGACUGGGUGUGUCUCCUGGAGGCAGGAAGUUGAGCGCACGGCCGAGCUCGUUGUAGUGUUGGGAGUUCGUUAACGCUGUUAUUGAAUAACAACGGCAAAAUGGUCGUUUUCAGAUUAAUUUCUUUGUCGAUUAGUCGAAAUUAAAUCACAUGUGUUGCUAAACGAAGUUUUAUCGCGAGAGACUGCAAAAAAUACUAAAAAAGGGACGGGGUUGCAUUGAGAUGACGGAGUACAAACUGGUGGUGGUGGGAGCUGGAGGAGUGGGAAAAAGCGCCUUGACCAUCCAGCUCAUACAGAACCACUUUGUAGACGAAUAUGACCCCACCAUUGAGGACUCCUACAGAAAGCAGGUGGUGAUUGAUGGGGAGACAUGCCUGCUGGACAUCCUAGACACUGCUGGUCAAGAGGAGUACAGUGCCAUGAGGGACCAGUAUAUGCGAACAGGAGAGGGGUUCCUGUGCGUCUUUGCAAUCAACAAUAGCAAGUCCUUCGCUGACAUCCACCUGUACAGGGAGCAGAUCAAGAGGGUGAAGGACUCGGAUGACGUGCCCAUGGUGCUUGUGGGCAAUAAGUGUGACCUGCCAACGCGGACUGUGGACACGAAGCAGGCGCAGGAGCUGGCUCGAAGUUACGGCAUCGAGUUUGUGGAGACGUCAGCUAAAACCAGACAGGGAGUGGAAGACGCUUUCUACACUCUGGUUCGGGAGAUCAGGCAUUACCGGAUGAAGAAGCUGAACAGCCGUGAGGACCGGAAACAGGGCUGUAUGGGGGUGUCCUGCAGCGUGAUGUGAUCGGGGCUAAAGUCAUUGCCUCGCCCCCUGCUGGUCGGGCUGGGCCUGGACACAGUGAGCUGCAGUGGAGAGAGAGAGGGGCAUUACUGUGAUUGGAUGUGCUGGCAGGUCCUCCUGCUCCCCCUCCCUUGCUUCCUCUGGGCCCUGGGAGCUCCUCCACUGUGCUUCAAUUGCCCGAUCACCUUGGGUUCUGUUCUCAACUUCCCUGGCCAGGCGAGCACCACUGUGGAGUCUGUAGCCCUCGUGUUCCCCCCCCAACCUUUUCUGUACCCGACCUUGAGACACCAGAGAUUCCAGCAUCGUCAUCCAUCACUAUCCCAGCUGCUCGGCAGCUGCCGGAUUAGCCAACCCACUGCUCAUGGUUUUUGGUUUCAACGUUUUCUGAUAAAAACCCAUUAGAGUUCCAGUUGUGCUCGUUUAUCUCUACAUCUACAUGCAAGUGGCCUGUAUGUGAUGAACUUAUUUAAUUUUUUUGUACAUUUCUUUGGAUUUAUAGAUUAUUUUUAAGCCUGACACAUCUGCCACACUGUUAAAAUCUUUGCAUUAUUCAGGAGUAGUUUCUGGAGUAAAAGCUUUUGAGUUUUACAGUUUCCCUUGUUAUGAAGUACCAGUGGCUUCUAUGAUACAGACUGAAAAAGAAAAAUAAGUCACCCGGAUGCCUUUUGCCUUAAAGGGUGCUAAUUACAGCACGGCUUUGUUCGGUUACUGCUUACAUCUCAGCCCUUAGUGAUUCCUCUUUAAUUGUUUUCAACUUUUCUCUUUUAAUAAGGGCUAGUUGUGCUAUAGAAUUGCAUACCUCUGAGGCUGACAAGUUAGUUGUCAAGAUGUAUCCAGGAAAAUUCAGUUGAUUUGGGUUAAUCUUGACCAUCCCUGACAAGACAGUGCCUCAACAGAGGUCCAAAGUAAUGUGCUGAAGCACGCCAGUCCCUGUGUUUUUGGUUUUAUUUCAUUGUGCCCAAAAACAUUUCCCAAUGUGGCCUGCAAUCACCUCUACCUCAAAGCUUAAAUCUGCAAAUCCAGUGCACCUCUGCCACAGUGAGUGUGUACCAGGGCCCAUUUAGGCCAUUACUCUUCACCCCAUGGGGAGAAACUCAAGUGUGACGAGUAAAAGAAUAAAGGUAUUUCACGGCACCUGUUUGCAUCAUUCAUCUGUAGACCUAGCUUCUACCUAGUGGUCACUUCAAAUCCUGCCUGAAAAAGGGUUUAAUAAUCCAGACUAGGAGCAGGCCAAGCCUCCUUGUUUGUUUUAAUGGUAGAAUGGCUUCUGCAUGCCUGUGGGGCCAUGGAGCAGGAACUGCUCAGCAGUUUCUGUGUGCUUCUUGAGGUUAGGCCCUUUCCUGUCCAUUGCUGGUCAGCAUGAAGGCCUUGAAUCUAGAACCACCAGUACUGCCCUUUGCAGGCCCUGUGACGUCACACAAGGUCUUGCUGAUGGUGAGGACAUUUGGUUUCUAUUCCAGCGAAAGGGCUCUUUCCCAGGACUUCCCUUGGUAUUUGACUGACUGCAAAAAAAUCAGUCCCCCUGUUCUGUUUCUUCUCAAACUGCAUAGCUGAGAAUUGGAGUGAAUUUAAAACAUGGUCAAACUCAAUUCCGAGUAGUCCUGGGGGUCUUCUUGGUUUUGAUACAGUCUGCGGAGUCAAUUCAAUUUCUUUAAUUAGAUGGUUAAAGGAUAUUUCUUGAGGUUGUUUAUGAAUGGUUACUAAACAAAAUACACUUCAGUCCACCCAGGUUCCCAUAGCGCACCAAGCCCGAUUAGAAAAAUGAGCAAUUAUGCUGUUAAUUAGACCAAUAAUGUCUUACUGAGAGCUCAGGUGGAGCAGAAACCAGAGCCCCAAGCCCUCCAGGAGUUCAGUUGGCACAUCUGCUUUAUAAACUAAUGAAAAGUGUCCACCUAUGUGAUAAGUACUGGACUUUGAAUGCAUUUCAGGAGAAGAUUCAAUUCUUCAGGUGCAGCUGUUAUAUGGUUAAGUAAAUUGUAGGGAGUCCUCGCUCCCUUAUGGAACACUCUCUGAAGAUGCCAUAUCCUUGCAGAAACCUCUCCCCAAGAUGGGAGCACAUUUGUUAAUGCCAUGCUGUCCACUUUUUCUUUAGUUAAUGCUCUAGGGGUGAUUCAUCCUAGUCUUUCCUGAAUAAGUUCUUUAUAACUUGAAGUUGUAACACCUUAUUGUAAUGCAUCACUAUUUUAAGGAGGUGUUUUUUUUAAAGAAUAAUUGGAGACUUAAUGUUCUGGGCAUGCUGAAAAAGCAUCCUGUGUAGAGAAUUUAACUGAUCCCGGUACUGUUUGCUUAGACAGUUCUUUCCAAUACCACUGUACAGAAAAACAUCUAGCAGGCAAACUGGCACUGGAAACAGAACAGGACAGAAUGUGAUCAGAAUGUGAUGUGUUUGCACUUGUAUUCUGUUAACAAUUUUGUAUUGGAAUCGUGUUCACCAGAAUGAAGAAGAUAGCACAGUGCUCUUUGUUCCUGAUCUUGGAGAGCUUCAACCUACAGGUUUUAUAUUCAAACUUCUGAAUGAUUAAAGAUUUCAAAGGUGUUGGACUAAGUUAUGCCAUUGAUUGAGUCAUUAAAAGCUCAGAAUUAAAGCCCCCAAAACAUUGGCUCUCCACUGAUAUAUUGAGGAAUUUCAAACAUUACCUUACCUUUGAAUAUAUUUAGGCUUUAGAAACUUUUAUUGUGACAAGCUGGAUAGAAUUAUAAAACUACAUUGAAGAAGGCUUGAAGGCACUCUGAAAGUUUCACAAUUAUAUUGCUUCCCUGCUCACUUCAUACAUUGGCUUUGUGUGGUGAAGUGGACAUUUUUAAAAUUAGAAAGUAAAAGUGGCCUUUACUAACCUGAAGUUUAGAACAGGAAGGGAGUAAAAAAGCCCCUGUUAUUAAUAUUUCACACUGAGGCAAUCAGAAUUUCUUUAUGUGUUAUAAUUAUGUCUCUGAAAGUUAGCCUUGUACAGCUGGAAGGUGUUAUUGAAGCCUAGUGCCACAGUAUUUUUCUGUAACAGAUGAUGGGUGAAAACAGGGCUCGCUUCUGAGAGUGUGAGAUCCAGUGACUCAGCCUCUGCAGCUGUAUGGCCUUUUGACGUGCCAGUCAGUGUUUAUUUUGAGAGCCCGCUGGACAGCUUUUCUGGCUCAGUGUUGGUCAGUCAGAUCUUCGUUAAGCGGAGGCCUUGAUUUGGCGUCUGAGAGUUUGAUGCUGAAUAUCUGGUCUUCAUUACAGGUUUCUUAUGCUCAUUUCCAUAUCUGAUUUCAGAAGUGGGGGGUGAAAAAGCUGAACCCAUUAUUUUUAUGCCAUUUUCCUCUACCGGUGUCAAAAGUAUAGAAAUAGUUUUUCAAGGUGUAGGUAUUUUAAGGUUUUCUACAUUUAAGGAAUGUUAUGGAGGGUUUCAAUAUGUUAAAAAUUAAAAGUUUAAACGUUUCCACUAGACUUUAACUGUAAAAUUGGUGUCCUUCACACAAGUCAACCAUGUUCUGCUACAACACUGUUCAGUGUGACUGAGCCUCACAAGAGUGUUGUUUUAGAGAACAGGUGGUGUUAUCACAUUUGAUCUCGCAGGCUUUGUUUCAUUGGUAAUGCCAAUAACAUGACUUCAGAUUUGGUGCUGGAAAGAUUUGAUCACUAUCAAAGAAAAUGGCUGCGCUAGUGUCGGAUGUUUGGGGUUUAGGCCUUCUUUGAGACAUUCUCUGUAACACUGAGGACUUGUUUUAAUAUCUUGCUCUAAUGUACUUGGUUGAUUCACAUCUGCUGUGUGAUCAGACUUGGUUUACUUGGGUAUUUAAAACCAUGUAUCUCUCACCUUAGCAUUGGAACAGAAUCAAGGAUCACCUCCACUGCUGUCCCACUGAGGCUAAUUAAGGUGUAUUCAUGUACUUAUGUGGAUGAUUUUGGUGGGCACUGGUAUUCUGGAUCUAAUAUAUGAAAUAUCAAAUAGGUAAUUGUAUUACUGAAGUCAGGAUGAGCAUGUUAAAAAGUGUUCACACAAUAUCUCUUAUAUGCUACACCGGUGGUUUACAGUUGCAAACCUUAAAUGAGUAUUUUUACAUUGUCUAAUAUUUACACUGAAUGUGUAAUGUUGAAGUAUUCAGUUGAACUACACUUUCAUAUAUGAUGUGCCCAUGGGUUUACGGUGCAUCACUGCAAACAUGGUGAAAGUAUAUCAUUAGAAAUUUAGUGCUUAUUGAUUAGUAGAAUGUGAUGCCUGUCAGCCCAGCAAAUUGCCACAGGUGAUAAGUACAAGUGAAGCUGCACUGAGAAUUGAGGGCUGUCUUUCUCUUCUGGUGUGGUGAAAUAAAGAGCAGAACAGGCAAGGACAAAGCGUGGAGCCCUGCAAGUCAUCCAGAGAGACUGCAGGCCAACGGAGUCUCUUAUCUGCAGUCUCAUCUGGUAUUGAGAAGAAAAAAAGAUGCACAGACUGAAAAUUCUUAUUCAAGACAUACGCUUGAUAGUUUUUGGAACUCCCUGAUGGCGGUCAUCGUGGGCCCUUCUGGAUGGAAAGUUCAAGCCCUUUUGAUUGGAUCUGACAGAGGGGGGACAUGGGCACAGUAGCUUUGUCAGAGUGGAGUGUUGAAUUAUGUAGAACUUCGUGAACUUGGCACCUGUAGCCAUCAAAGCAUUUUGAGUCGUUUUGGAAACUGCAUUAAACUGUUGCCGAGUGCCUUCCUUUUUCUUGUCACUGUGCACAUUCCCGUGUGAGUUCCUUUUUUGCAGCUGUAAUAUUAAAGGGAAUGUGCAUCUUUUCUAGUAAGGUGAUGAACAAGUCAUAGCUGUUUUAGCUGCUGCUGUUAAUUUGAGGGGGAUUUGAUGAUUGCUUCACAUUUAAAGAGUGCUCUCCAGAUUACCGCUCUCAUUGGAAAAACAUCUAGCAGGCAAACUGGCACUGGAAACAGAACAGGACAGAAUGUGAUCUUUAUGUGUUUGCACUUGUAUUCUGUUAACAAUUUCAUAUUGGAAUCGCAAGAGUUCACCAGAAUGAAGAAGAUAGCACAGUGCUCUUUGUUCCUGAUCUUGGAGAGCUUCAACCUACAGGUUUUAUAUUCAAACUUCUGGUUACCGCUCUCAUUGUCUGGGAUUCAGUGUUUUGCUGUGGCCUUGUAUAGUAACAUUGCAAAAAUCCCCAGUCGACAGCAGCACCUCUCUGUUCCCACAUGCCUCCCUGUCCUCGGGUAAGGGUGCGAAUCUACUGACAACUGUGCUCUAAGCUGACUACCACAAGGGCUGCGUUUGAUUCUGAAAGGUUUGUUUUUACUUUUGCUUCUGUAAAUUUGAAGUUGUAUAAGACUGUGUGCUUGGAUUUGUUGUGCAGUGUAAUUGUGACCUGGAAUGGUAUUAUGGUUAUGCUUGUAUUAUAAUGCAAACAAAUGUAAUGCUUAAUGAGUAAAUUAAUUUACUAGAAA